ACUUGCCAGCCCUUGACUCUUUGCUUGACCCCUUCCCCUCCCCCUCCAUCCAGCUGCGGCAAGGAGAUUACAGGCUUCCGGACGAUGCUUUUCAAACCAGACCAGGAAGGCGUCGGCGAGGUCUGCUUUGCCGGGCGCCAUGUCUUUAUGGGCUACCUGAACAUGGAAGACAAAACGAAAGAAGCCAUUGACGCCGAGGGCUGGCUUCAUUCUGGGGAUCUGGGCCGGUACGAUGAGGAUGGCUUCCUCUUCAUUACGGGACGGAUCAAAGAGCUCAUCAUCACCGCGGGGGGAGAGAAUAUUCCCCCGGUCCCGAUUGAAGAUGCAGUCAAGGAGGCCGUCCCCAUUCUUAGCAACGUCAUGUUAGUGGGAGACAAAGCCAAAUAUCUCGUCAUGCUGAUGACCCUUAAGAGCAAGAUGAACCUAGAAACGGGGAUGUCGGAAGACGAACUGACGGCUGAAUCCAUCGAGUUCUGCCAGAAACUGGGCAGCAAGUCCACCACGGUCUCCGACAUAGUGGGCAACAAAGACGUGGCUGUGUACACCGCCAUCCAGAAGGGAGUCAUGAAGGUCAAUGAUCACGCCACCUCCAACGCCCAGAAAAUCCAGAAGUGGGUUCUGCUCAGCAAAGACUUCUCCAUUCAGAGUGGCGAGCUGGGUAAGAAGCUGGCAUGGCUCCCCAGUUCUGGAUGGUUUGUGGGCAGACUGCUGGGGUAGGGGGGGGUCGGAUGGCACAGGGUGGCAUUUCUCAACCUUGGCAACAUGAAGAGGGGUGGACUUCAACUCCCAGAAUUCCCUAGCCAGCCAUGCCGUGGGGUUCAGCCCAGAUCCCACUUCGCUGAGAAUCUUAGCCGCUUCGUUCAGAAAAGACAAGUCGUAUCCAAUCAAUGUUCUCCAAAAGAGAUUUGUCAAGUCUUAUGCGGAAAAAGGCCAGGGGAUGGUUUAAAUGCCCUUUAUGUUGCCCAUUAAAAUGCCCUCUGUCCUCUGAGAUGCUAAAUUAAAAGAGGACCGGCCUGCUCACUUUUCCAAAAGUGAAGUCCUUGCAUUACUCUUUCCAAGAUUUUAAGGUGACCUCAGGAAAGUUCAGACAACCAUUUGUCUGAAAUGGUAGGUUUCCUGCCUGAACAGGGGGUUGGACUAGAAGACCUCCAAGGUCCCUU
Messenger RNA from Crotalus tigris (Tiger rattlesnake), 1160 nucleotides. RefSeq names its product long-chain-fatty-acid--CoA ligase ACSBG2-like. The transcript has 3 exons. Gene Ontology annotation, cellular component: endoplasmic reticulum; membrane. The record is from RefSeq and is a predicted model, not a curated record. Lineage: Eukaryota; Metazoa; Chordata; Lepidosauria; Squamata; Viperidae. The coding region runs from base 85 to 717 and encodes 210 amino acids. Gene Ontology annotation, molecular function: long-chain fatty acid-CoA ligase activity.